CAAAAAAGUAAUUGGCUGGACCAACAUUUGUGUAGUUGAAUGAUAGAUACAUGUGUUCGUUCUAAAAAAAAAAUUAUAGAUACAUGUAAACAUCACGAUUGAAGGCAUCAACAAAACCAUUACGUGGACUUCUAAAUUCCGCGUAUGUAAGCGACAAAUACAUGUACAGCAUCACGGCAUCAACAACACCGCCGCAAAGAAAAUAAUGGGUCAGGCAUUUCGUCGAGCAUCUGGAAGGAUCCGUACGCCUGCACCUCCAUCAUCAUCGUCUCAGCUGAAUAAGCCACUUGAUCGUAGCCAACCGGUGGCUCCUGUAAACAAUAAUCUUCCCAGCGGUGGUAAUGUUGACCCUAUCUCUGAUGUUCCACCAAGAACCAGUGCUGAUGAUGUAAUUGAGGAACGUGACUCUCAAUAUGAUGCCAUGCUUAACAAGAUGGUUGGUCGAAUUCAAACAAAACCUGGAGGGAAACUGGAGACAGGUGAGGCAUAUGUGGUGGACAAGUACAAUAGACCAAUGCCAAAACUAAGAAACACAACUCCAGAAUCGGGCAGAUAUGAACACAAACCAGCUGCCCCGGGCACCCUAAAUGUAGGCCAGCUUCGCCACAUCAUCCUUUUAUAUCAAGGAAAAGCCGAAGACCAUAAUGGGCCUAUGGAUGUCAACCAAAUAGCAAAAAGAUACCGUUUAGAUGUUUCUCAAGUUCAACAGGCUGUUCAGUUUCUUUCACUCCCACCAGAAUUUCUCAAUAAACCAAAACGGGAUCCAAGAUACAUAUAUUAA
This is a messenger RNA of Lactuca saligna, 781 nucleotides long. Lineage: Eukaryota; Viridiplantae; Streptophyta; Magnoliopsida; Asterales; Asteraceae. The record is from the annotation of a GenBank genome assembly.